AAAGGCACUUGCUGAUCUUGGCUGCUUGGGUGGAAAAUUGUAAACAGCCAAAGAAUUUUGUUUGCUUGCAUGAGGCCAGGGGACGCUGCCCGGGUCCAAGGCAAAAGAGCCUGGGAGGAGGGAGAGGCCACAUCCUGGAAGCCCAGGAGCUCAGGCAGGGUUAUGUCACCCCCACUCCCCCUCCUGAAGGCCCCUGGUCCUCCCACUAACCCCCACCCUUCACCUGCCCACCAGCCAGCCAGGCUGGGCCAGAAACACCAGGCCUGAGGUUCAGGAAAGAGGGGCAUGGCCCCACCCUGGAUGGACACAGACACUUCUACUCCAGGGACUCGGCAGGAGAUGGGCAGCAGAGCCAUGCACACUUGAAGUGCCCACAUGGCCUCCCUCACAGACCCCUGAGGAGCUGCUGAUAGCCUUGGGGAGGAUGCAGCAGGAUGCAUUUUGGGGGGAUUGAGGGGUGGAAGCCCACCCUCAAGCCCUGGUAUGUUCACCCAGGUGGACCUGAGGGCCCUCCUUGACCAUUGUCAACAUUCAACCCCUCCAAGGAAGUAGCCCUGGCAGUACAAACAGGGUGUGUCCACCAGACUCACCUUUAGGCCAAGACCCCAGACCCUUCCCAACUGAGGCGCUGAGGUGUAGGAGCCCCAUCCUAUCCUUGAAGCCCCCUUGGGUACCUCACUCUGUGUUUGGUGGGGCAGUUCCUCCCACCUUCAACCUUGGAAGAAAGACUGAAGUUCAUGGAGAUGGCAUAGAAUGCCCCUCACCUCCCAGCAGAGACAUGGGACCACCGGUCAUGACGGGGCUCUGGAUGGUCCCACACCCUGCAGUGCAGAAGUGAGACUUGCCGCCUGCCUCCCUGCCCUGCCUGCCCCUCUGGCCCUCUUCUCCCGCCCCAGACUGUCUGUCAUCAAAGCCACUGCCAGCCAGGUGGCAGAAGUACUAAGUGGCCCAAGCCCUAAGGAAGGACUGGGGCAGGGUCUUGGGGGCCCAUCAAACCUCCACUUGAGAACCCCCGCUCCGACCUCUGACCCUGACCGGCCCUUCCCAGCUGGCACCUGGGGACUGAGGUGGCAGCUGAGCCCCUCAUUACCCGCCUCCAGCUCCCAGCUAUGGAGGGACAAGUGAAGAAACGAGUCCCUGGGGGUGCCCCAUCUGACCAAUCCCUCUGCCAGAGCUGCCUGGGGCUAGGGGGGUCUCUAUUGCUUCUUCCUUAUUUGCCUUGACUGCCGGCCUCAGUUCCAGGACCGCUGCGUGGGGCAUCCUGUUGCUCUGAAGCCCUACGGGGGGAGGGGUCGGCCCUACCCGCCCCUCCCUUGUGCCCGCUCCGCUCUGGCCACCAACUCCAGCCGGUCCGGCUGCCUGCCCAGUCACCCGAUCCGCCCCGUAAACUUGACGGCGGGGCGCGGCUGGCUUGGUGGGGGCGGGGGCUUCUCCUUAAAGGAGCCGUCAGAGGGUGCCCUAGGGCCCCUCGGCUUCUCCCCUUCUGCAGGGUGAGAAGGGGCCAGGGUGAGGAGCCGCUGAUGCCGGAGCUCUCGGUGGAGUGUGGGAAGGCAACCUGGUGUUUUGUGACGUCGCAGACCUCACGGGCCCAGAAGAGGCAGCGGCAAGUGUCAGUGGAAGGAAGGAGGGAGGUGGGAGUCCUAGGGUGGGAGGGGUCUGGAAGCGGCAGAGCUAGGCGGGGGUUUGGGGAGAGCAGUCUGGAACGUGCCCCGGCAGCUGUGCCCCUUGCUUGAAUGCACCCCAGGACCUAGCCCCACGCCAGGGCUACUGUGCCCGGCACCUGCCCAGCCAACUUCUGGGAAGGAGGGUGGGCAUUGCAGCCAGAGCCUGACCCCAUCUGAGAGGUCCAGGGAAGGGCUCUGGCUCAGAGAAGUGGAGGGUCUCAAAGAUGGGGAAACCCUGAGGGCGAAGACGGGAUGGAGAGGCUCAGGGAGACUCUGGAGGCUGGAGAGGGAAGGGCAGCUCACCCGAGCUGGGGGUGAGAAUCUGCUUUAGGCCCUUGGCUCUCCCCACUUGAUUCCUCUUGGGUCUGAAGUCUGAGCUCACAGAAUUUCUGUGUGUGACCAGCCCCUCCCACCCUCUGGGGUGGGGAGAGAGAGGUCAAGCAAAAAGAUGGGGCUGCUGGAUCCAAGUGGGAGCAGCUCCCAAAUCAGAAACUGAGGCGUCUGCCCAGCCCUGGGUCUCCCGGCUGCACUUAUCCCUCUGAGAAGUGGGUUUCCGGAGUGUCUCAGAGUUGAAGGCAGUGAUUGACGCUGCGGUUAUAAUAUUUGCUCACCUGCAUGUCCAGAGAGACUCAUACACUUGUGCACAAACACAUACACACAUGUGCAACAGAAACACAUAUGUACUUACAAAGUGUACACCCCCAGACAUGUACACACUGUGUAGACAUGCAUACAAUGCCAUGUGUGCACACAUGCAUGCCACACCUACAUGUGUAAUACAACACACAUGCCACAUGGUUUCACACAGAUAUGUACACAUAUGCCUGCAUACACACCACAUACACACAUACUCACUACAGAAUACAGAUACACAAAAGGAUCCUUAGAAGCACAUUCACACUCACAGACGCCCACACCAUUGGCUCCAGCUCCAAAUGUGCUUCUGUUCCUCUGUGGGCCCGUGGGUGCACAGCUACCUCCAGAGGCCUGACCCCCCUCCUGUUACCGUCACACCCAUGACUGUCUUGUUUUGCUCAUUGCACUUGGCACCACUGCAAUGGCUGCACCAAUCUGAGUCCUUGUUGGUACUCUGCCCCCUCCUGCAGGAGGACCUUGUCUGUGUGCCCCACUGCCCCCAGCCCCAGUCCCAGGCUGGCAUGACGUAGGCAUGCAGAGUUUGUGAAUUAAUGCCUGUGGGUGUGUGUACAUGAGGGCGGGUUACUGGGGAGGGUGACGUGGUGGGGCAGGCGCCUGCCAGUAUGGGGUUGACCCCGAUGGUGUGCCCAGCGUGGGUGUGUCUGUGAUUGUGGCCAGGCAGGGCACCCUCCAAGGGAGAGGAGGACUUGCAAGUGGAAUGCGACCCCCCAGCCUCUUUCCCCUAGGGGCUGUAAUCUGAUCCCUGGGGACUCCCCCCAGCCUCCCUCCCUAGCUCUCGCUGCAGCUCCUUCUCUUCCAGAUCCCGGGGCAGAGUCCAGGGUGGCUCAAGGCUCCUCCACACACGCCCGCUGAACCCUGAGCUCCCUGAGCUGCAGGGAUGGGGCGGGCUGAGGCCGCCGCCAUGAUCCCAGGCCUGGCUCUGCUCUGGGUGGCAGUGCUGGGGGGUGCUGCCCCCAGCACUCCACGCCUUCGCCUCUCCUUCCAAGAGCUCCAGGCCCAGCACGGUCUCCGGACCUUCAGGCUGGAGAGGACCUGCUGCUACGAAGCUUUGCUGCUGGAUGAGGAGCGUGGGCGCCUGUUUGUGGGCGCUGAGAACCAUGUGGCCUCCCUCAGCCUGGACAACAUUAGCAAGCGGGCCAAGAAGCUGGCCUGGCCGGCCCCUGUGGAAUGGCGAGAGGAGUGCAACUGGGCAGGGAAGGACAUUGGCACUGAGUGCAUGAACUUCGUGAAGUUGCUGCAUGCCUACAACCGCACCCACUUGCUGGCCUGUGGCACAGGGGCCUUCCACCCAACCUGUGCAUUUGUGGAGGUGGGCCAGCGGCUGGAGGAGCCCAUGCUCCGGCUGGACCUUCGAAGGCUAGAGGAUGGCAAGGGCAAGAGUCCUUAUGACCCCAGGCAUCGGGCUGCCUCCGUGCUGGUGGGGGAAGAGUUGUACUCGGGAGUAGCCGCAGACCUCAUGGGCCGGGACUUUACCAUCUUCCGCAGCUUGGGUCAUCGUCCAAGUCUCCGAACGGAACCACACGAUUCCCGCUGGCUCAACGAGCCCAAGUUCGUCAAGGUCUUUUGGAUCCCGGAGAGUGAGAACCCGGACGACGACAAGAUCUACUUCUUCUUCCGUGAGUCGGCAGUGGAGGCCACGCCGGCCCUGGGACGCCUGUCUGUGUCCCGCGUUGGCCAGAUCUGCAGGAACGACGUGGGUGGCCAGCGCAGCCUGGUCAACAAGUGGACUACGUUCCUGAAGGCGCGGCUGGUGUGCUCAGUGCCCGGUGCUGAGGGCGAUACGAACUUUGACCAGCUCCAGGACGUGUUCCUGCUGUCCUCGCGGGAUCGCUGGACCCCGCUGCUCUAUGCUGUCUUCUCCACGACCAGCAGCAUCUUCCAGGGCUCCGCAGUGUGCGUGUACAGCAUGAAUGAUGUGCGCCGCGCUUUCCUGGGACCCUUUGCACACAAGGAGGGGCCCGUGCACCAGUGGGUGUCCUACCAGGGCCGUGUCCCCUACCCCCGACCUGGGAUGUGCCCCAGCAAGACCUUUGGCACCUUCAGUUCCACCAAGGACUUUCCUGAUGAUGUCAUCCAGUUUGCCCGGAACCACCCCCUCAUGUACAAUUCGGUCCUGCCCAUGGGGGGGCGCCCCCUCUUCCAACAAGUGGGUGCCGGGUACACCUUCACCCAGAUCACUGCGGACCGUGUAGCAGCUGUUGACGGAUACUACGACGUCCUCUUCAUUGGCACAGAUGCUGGCACCGUGCUGAAGGUGAUCUCCGUCCCCAGGGGUGGCUGGCCUAGUGCUGAGGGGCUGCUCCUGGAGGAGCUGCACAUGUUUGAGGACUCAGCUGCUGUCACCAGCAUGCAAAUCUCCUCCAAGAGGCACCAACUGUACGUAGCCUCUCGGAGCGGGGUGGCCCAGAUCCCGUUGCACCGCUGCGCUGCCCACGGCCGCGCCUGUGCCGAAUGCUGUUUGGCACGUGACCCUUACUGCGCCUGGGAUGGGGCCGCGUGCACGCGCUUCCAGCCCAGUGCCAAGAGGAGGUUCCGACGGCAGGAUGUAAGGAACGGCGACCCCAGCACACUGUGCACCGGGGACUCAUCCCAUCCUGCGCUGCUGGAGCGGAAGGUGUUCGGUGUGGAGGGAGGUAGCGCCUUCCUGGAGUGUGAGCCCCGCUCGCUGCAGGCGCGCGUGGAGUGGACCUUCCAGCGCGCGGGGGAGGCGGCCUACACUCAGGUGCCCGCAGAGGAGCGAGCCGAACGCACGAUGCGGGGCCUGCUGCUUCGCUGGUUGCGGCGUGGGGACUCAGGCGUGUACCUGUGCGCAGCCGUGGAGCAGGGCUUUUCGCAGCCAAUGCGUCGCCUGGCGCUGCACGUGCUGAGUGCUGCGCAGGCUGAAAGGCUGGCCCGGACCGAGGAUGCUGCGCCCGUUGCGCCGCCGGGCCCCAAGCUCUGGUACCGGGACUUCCUGCAGCUGGUGGAGCCGGGCGGCGGUGGUACGAACUCCCUGCGAAUGUGUCGUCCGCAGCCCGCGCCGCGCCCACCGCCUCCCGAGUCGCGGAGGAAGGGCCGCAACCGGAGGACACACGCCCCAGAACUGCGUGCUGAGCGGGGGCCGCGCAGCGCAGCGCACUGGUGACUCGGCCGUCCCCACACUGGGGACUGGGGAGGUGGCAGCAGCAGGGAGAGGGGGCGGCCAGACCCUGGGAAGCAGCUAGGGCCCCGGCACACAGCGGUUCCUGGUGGAGGGAAGACACCGACCCGACCGGCCCUGGCCAACAGGCAGCCAUGCCGGCUUAUUUAUUAACAGAGAAUAAUCCUUGAAUGCAACCCCGAUAGGGGCGGCCCAGGCUGCGCACAGGGUCCAGCUGGUCAGGAGGAGGCAGAGAAGCAGGGUCCCCGAGCAACGACCUGGGUGGGGGAGGUGCCCAGAAUGCCCACCCUGGGGGAAGGGCCACCUCUUUGGGCAGUAAGCAGAAAGCUGUGAACAGGCUGGGGGGUGGGGAGUGGGGGGUGGGGUGGGGGCAGGCCGACUGUACUAAUGCAAUAAACAUGUUAUCAGCUGAAGCUGGAACGGCCCCAUCAGACAGCC
This is a messenger RNA of Delphinapterus leucas (beluga whale), 5898 nucleotides long. NCBI's taxonomy places the organism in Eukaryota, Metazoa, Chordata, Mammalia, Artiodactyla, Monodontidae. The record is from RefSeq and is a predicted model, not a curated record.